GGAUCCAUGUAAGUACUACUCAUUUAUACUGAAUUUCAAUUUCUUCGAGUUGGGCCUAGAUUGCCCAACUGGAUAUCGUCGGCCCAUCCCAUUCUAUUUUCAUUCCAAUACAGCCAAAGCCCAGGAAGGCCAGCAGUCAGACGCCUGCUGCCCUACUAGACACUAGUUACUACUUACGACAAAAGAUUGCAUUGAGCCAAAAACUUUGGAAUAUGUUACUACAUGUAUUGCUUUGAUCUUGAGGGUCUGGUUCUGUCUGUAGGUACCUCAACUGUUUGUUCGACCAUCUUGAUGGCUUAAAGCUAGACUGUGUUGUUGACACCAAUGGGGUCUCUUGGAGCAGAUUUUGUUUCUCCCAAUGAUGAAAAGGAGUUGGAAUUUGAUCCAAGUGCUUUUCCUCCAUUUAAGUUAUCCGAAAUUCGCUCUGCAAUUCCAAAGCAUUGUUGGGUGAAAAAUCCAUGGAGAUCCCUAAGUUAUGUGCUCAGAGAUGUCGUUGUAGUGUCUGCAUUACUUGCCCUGGCACUUUUCUUGGACAAUUGGAAAUUCUGGCCUGUCUAUUGGGUUUUACAGGGUACAAUGUUUUGGGCAUUUUUUGUUCUUGGUCAUGAUUGUGGUCAUGGAAGCUUUUCUGACAGUGCAUUUUUAAAUAGUGUGGUUGGCCACAUUCUUCAUUCUUUUAUCCUUGUGCCUUAUCAUGGAUGGAGAAUUAGCCAUAAAACUCACCAUCAGAACCAUGGCAAUGUUGAAGCUGAUGAAUCUUGGGUGCCGAUGUCAGAGAAGCUAUAUAAAAAUCUUGAUUUCGCAACAAAGUUUUUUAGGUUCAAGAUUCCAUUCCCCCUAUUAGCCUAUCCUAUAUACCUGAUUAGUAGAAGUCCUGGGAAAAAGGGUUCUCAUUUUAGUCCAUUUAGUGAUUUGUUUCAACCUCAUGAGAGAAAAUAUGUGGUUAUAUCAACGUUGUGCUGGUCUAUCAUGGUUGCUAUCCUCUACUAUCUAAAUUCUGUUAUCGGCUCUCUUCAUCUGCUAAAGAUUUAUGGGGUUCCCUAUAUGGUUUUUGUGAUGUGGUUGGAUUUUGUGACAUAUUUGCACCACCAUGGCUAUGAACAAAAGUUGCCUUGGUAUCGUGGCAAGGAGUGGAAUUAUUUAAGAGGAGGAUUAACUACUAUUGAUCGAGAUUAUGGUAUUUUUAAUAAUAUUCAUCAUGAUAUUGGCACUCAUGUUAUUCACCAUCUUUUCCCUCAGAUACCACAUUAUCACCUUGUGGAAGCGACAAAAGCUGCAAAGCCAGUUCUUGGGAGAUAUUACAGGGAACCAAAAAAGUCGGGACUAAUUCCAUUUCACUUGGUUGGAAAUUUAGUGAAAAGCAUGAAGCAAGAUCAUUAUGUUAGUGACAAUGGAGAUAUUGUUUUUUAUCAGACUGAUCCAAAAACUCUUUAAAUCUUCUGUUAACAAGGACAAAUGAGUAGUCGCUUGACAAAUUUAAAAGAAAUAUAUAAGAAGUAUAUCAUUAUUAAAAUCAUCCAGUAUUUCCCUUAUUGAUUAUGUUUAACUUUAAGUAGUUGCAAAAUAUCUUAUUAUUUUUGAGAGGGGUUUUGGCUCUUUAUUGUAAUAUCUAUAGUUUUGGCUCUUUGGUAUUACAGCUUUAAAUCAUCAAGAUUUCUCUUCAAUCA
Molecule: messenger RNA, 1667 nt
Organism: Capsicum annuum
Lineage: Eukaryota; Viridiplantae; Streptophyta; Magnoliopsida; Solanales; Solanaceae
Product: omega-3 fatty acid desaturase, endoplasmic reticulum-like
Exons: 9
Coding region: 325-1434 (369 amino acids)
Biological process (GO): lipid metabolic process
Molecular function (GO): oxidoreductase activity, acting on paired donors, with oxidation of a pair of donors resulting in the reduction of molecular oxygen to two molecules of water
Source: RefSeq, a predicted model, not a curated record